This is a messenger RNA of Diaporthe batatas, 2403 nucleotides long. RefSeq lists its product as uncharacterized. Bases 265 to 2289 code for a protein of 674 amino acids. NCBI's taxonomy places the organism in Eukaryota, Fungi, Ascomycota, Sordariomycetes, Diaporthales, Diaporthaceae. The record is from RefSeq and is a predicted model, not a curated record. Gene Ontology annotation, molecular function: protein binding. The transcript has 3 exons.
GUCCAAGCUACCCCGACAAUCAGCUGAAGUCCGAAUCACGAGGUCGAUCCACGGAGACUCGACGCGUGCCAAAAGGAGGGUGUUCUGUGUCUUGGUCCAACAAGGAAACCAAUUCCUUGCAACCCCAAGCUGCUUGUAGGAGGGAGCUCCCGCACCCCUGCCACAUCUGCGGUUUGGCGCGAGAGUGCCCCUUCAAGUUCUCGCGCCCCUGACCAGGUCAAUCUUGGCCCUUUCGGAUUACACAACGACAUAACCCAGCCCGUGAUGGCAGCCAGUCUCCUUCGAGCCUUCGGCCUGGCCAGUCCUGACACCAGGGAGCAAGUCAUCAUCGGCAUUGCUGAGCGCCUGGGCGAAGACGAGCUUCGAUUGUUCCAAGAGGCUCGGAGACGGUUGGAGCACAGGGUCGAUAUCCUCUGUGGCACCUCCCGUGUCUCGAGGGCUCAGCUGCCACACGAGAUUCAGCUUCAGAUCGUCAGCCUGCUCGGGGUCACAGAUCUCUACCACUGUACCAACGUCUGCCGUAGAUGGAGAUGUCUACUGCUGCAAAGCAGCCAGCUGUCCGACAAUCUGCUCAAAAAGCACUUCCCGGGAUUCUUCGAUGACACGUACAACGCGCCCGAGACGCUUCCCAAAGCCCUUAGGAAGCGAUAUCUCAGAGAUUCCGCCAGAUUUCGGACCAGGUUCACGUGUGGACUUUUCAAGAAUCCCGAUGGAACGUUCGCCAUGGAUCGCGUUGAAGGCUUACACCGAGGCCGAACUUUUAAGGAUCUCGCCUGCGCCGGUUCCAUCAGCUUUCGACCGUCCCCCUCAGCCAGAACAGCAAGAGAUUCGCCGCCAGACGCAUACGCUAUUCCAUACCACGGCUCGAGCAGUGCUGUGAGCAAUUAUUCUUAUUCUAGUGGUUAUUUGGUAUGGCAAUCGACGCCAGCUCCCGGUGAAUGGGCACACCCGAUUAUCGUGCAUGACUUCCGUGCACAUCAACGCUGGGAUCUUUCCCUGCCCUCUAUGCGGACCAAAGGGAUCAAGUUAUUGCUUUGUGCACUUGGGAAUGAGCUCGUUGUGGCUAGAGUGGCUGGGGAGAGAAUUGUAUACGCAUGGGACUUGGUGUCGCGAGCCGUCGAUCGCGUCACUCUUCCCACCCCACCAAGCAAAUGCUUUACAAGAAACCACUCAGUCGUGAUUGUGAGCCAAAGUGGCGAUGUGUUACUCUGGUCCUUCCGUCAUGGCUUGGAAGAUGUCGAUACAACCAUACCAAAAGAUGAAAGCGCCCAUCGAGGAUCCCAACGACGCAGACAUAUUCUCAACAGACCCCUAUCAAUCCUUGAACUCAACGAGCUGACUAUCAUGUUCCAUCCCAGGCACGAUGAUGUGUUCUUUCUGGCAACAUACAACGACAAGAAUCUCAACCCUGACGAACUCUGGGUGUGCGAGUACAGGGACAAGCGGUGUUGUCAGAUUUUCACAUAUCGCGUACCAAUUCUUUGGCACAGACCUCACUCGAUGAUUUUCAGCCCUCGGCUGAUUGACGCGCAUGGUACGUAUCGGCUCUUGGAACAAAGACAAGGAACUCGCGAGGGUGUCCAAAUCCGCAGUGUCACAUUCAACACCAUUAGCAAAUCGUUCGGGGCUCUCGGGUUCCAGGCACCGAAUCAUACUGAUGCCGAGAGCUUUUUACUCUGGAAUGAUCAGAUGGUACUCAAAUACGACCCAGAAGGACCACUUAUUAGGCCCUGGCCCUUACUGGUAGUGGGGCCAUCGUCCGGCUCUCGCAGCCUUGAAGCAGCCGCGGCUGCGGCUGCGACAACCGGAAGUCCUCCACUCGAGUUGGCCAUGGAAUGUUUGAUCAAAGCUGCGACAUCGCUGGAAACAGCUAGCAGUAGUUUGACUCCUUCCCACCGGCUUCGAACUAUGAUUGAAGCCCUGGAACACUGGAAGCAAAGGCAUGAUAUCAUUCGGGCCCCAGACGUCCCCGAAUCAAUGCCGGAAAUUUGUACUACUAUUGGUCUGCGGCACCUACUGUUGUUCUAUAGCGGUCAGUGCAACUGGGAGGGGGAUCACGUCAGAGACUGCCCGGGGAUGUUUGGUCUACCAAAACCUCUGGUUCGUUCGUGGGCAACUGAUGGCGACGAUGACUUCUUGGUCAUUUUAAACCAAGACUACUAUACCGUCCUUGCCGUGGAUGAAGACGGUGAGGUGGCCAAGGCAAUCCGAGAGAGCACCACGCACCGAGCAGAGGAAGUGUCUAACGAGUCUGGUCAACACAUGGUAUAUGAACGUUUGGAGAUAUAGCUGAUAUUACGAGAUUCUUUGAUAAGAUGGAAACUCGACUGUCAAACAACCUUCAGCAACAAAUAUUCAGUCCUAGGAACCAUCCAAUGCCCAAUAGCCCCCAAUCUCCUCAAA